AUGUACGAAGCUUACAGUGACAAGCGAAAACAAAAUACAUCAGAACAACCGCCACCCAUCAAGAAAAUAAAAAAUUUGGAUCUGAUAGAAGAACUACUCGUGCGCUUUCGUCAAUGUCUUUAUUCGUGGGAUGAUUUGAAUAAAACUGCCGAAGAAUUAAGACAAUUUACUGAAAAUAUUCACGACUCGUCGAAUUUUGACGUUCUUCUACGAGAAGAUAUACAAAACAUUGAGCACAAAACACUUUUAGGCGUUUUAGAAUUAACACGAAUUAACCGAGUUGGAAAUAGUAUUCCGGGAUAA
Ambispora leptoticha is the source of this 303-nucleotide messenger RNA. Lineage: Eukaryota; Fungi; Glomeromycota; Glomeromycetes; Archaeosporales; Ambisporaceae. The record is from the annotation of a GenBank genome assembly.